GGCACUGACCCACUCGCGUGUCCCAGCGCGGACGCCCGAGGCCCGCGAAGCCAUGGGCGCCCCGACCCUGGAGACGCCGCCCCGCCGCAGGAAGAGAAGUUAGACACCGUAGAAGCCUAAUGGACCCCAGCUCCCCAGCAGACGGUAACAAAAAAUAAUCCAGAUGGGGUGCAGGUGCUGUAAGAUGAUACACAGCUAUCUUUUCGACCCGGUUCAAGUGCCCUCCCCUGGCUUUGUCAACGAAGUAAACAGCUGCAAGUUGGAGGAGGAGGACACUGUCAGACUAAAAGGCACCCAGAACAGCGAGUUUGAGGGGCCCAGGGACGCGCUGCAUGCUGGGAGCCUGAGCAAGCCAGAGAACAGAGAUAAUAUAUCUGGUCUACCUCACCAAGGAGCACUCCCUCAGGAGGACUCAGAAGAGAGACGCUGUGCAGAGAAGCAGGGUAUUGUCAAUGGCAUCAGCCCCACUGCCAGUCUGCACUUGGUCAGGCCCCACCAAGGUGACGGUGGCUCCUGGGCCAGCAGCCCCUGGGCAGGCUCUAUAGACAGUGCUCACCCAGCUCAACCCUUCCUCGAAGGGGAGGACUGCAGGAAGCAAAGCCACACAGCGCCCACCUCGGAAGAGACCCAGACGGUGGGACACGGAGACUGCAGAGCCCCUGCUGAGGUCCUGGCGGUGGCUGACCACAUCCUACACAUACCAGCCCCGGAUUACCCCCAGCUCUGGAGCCCCACGGUAGACAGUGGAGACCCUGAAGAAAAGGAUUAUCUUUUUGAGAACCACUCUGAGGUGGAGCCCCUGCCGGCAAUUCACCCCAGCGUGAGUGAGCAGGGUUUGAACCUGCCCUUCUCCCUGAAGAGAAGCUGGGACUCACUGAAUGAGGCAGGGCCAACAGAGGUUCUGAAUGUCUGCUUUAAAGAAGAGGGUCCCGCUCACCCUCCGUCAGUGGUGGAUUCUAGAAGUGAGCAGGAAGUCCCCCACACCUACAAUGGGGACAGGGACAGGGUUAUGGUAGAUGAGGACGCUGAGGUGGCUGAAGCCCUUGCAGCACUAGAAGCUGCAACUGCGGGAGAAGAUGCGGACGAGGCAGAUUAGGGGAGGGGCUAGGUGAAGGGCCCCAAUAAGGUGAGAGAAGCAUUUAGACAUGGGGCUAAACCACUCUGCGGGUAUCCCCAGGCGGCCUCACCAGCUGUGCCACUUGUUUACAUCUGUUCUCUCCCCGUUGCCAGUACCUGUGCCAGGCUGGCGACUGUCUACGGCACCCCUCUGUGAAGCUGGACUCUGACUCAGAAUGCUAGAAUCAGAGUUAAGUGUGGGCCGUCACGACCAUGUCCACAACAAAUGCAGAAGUUAGGCAGCUUGCUUGCUGGCCCUGGAAGCUCCCCUAGAACAUCUGUCCAGAUGUGCAUGAGAAUGCCCUGAUAUAUAUCCCCGCACCCAAUCCCAGGGGCACACAAACAUGGGCCGUGCUAUUUGAAUGUAUUUCUUUACCUUGUUUUUUUUUUUUUUGAGAGCCAAAUAUGUCACCCGACCUAGAUAGGGUAACUAUCCACUUAAAGUGCCUACUGUAUACCAGAGGUUAACUUCAGGAACAGGCACCCAGGGAACUACUCACUAACCACUUGUUGGACAUCAGGUUAAGCUCUGCAGCCUUCAGGGUGAACCGGAUGUGGCCAGUGAACAAAUGGUUAGUCCUUAGCUGUGCUAUGAAAACACCUUCACCUUAACUUUUUUUACACAAUUACUUUUUAACCUCUUCUAGGAUGCGGGGUCUGGCCAAAAUACUUCUUAAAAACAAGUGUCAUGUUUUAGUUUCAAGUUCAUGAGUGUUUUGGAACAGCAAAGUCAUUUAUGGAGGGGUUUGUGUCAUUAAAUGUCUGGUAAAAGCAUCA
This is a messenger RNA of Microtus ochrogaster (prairie vole), 1893 nucleotides long. RefSeq names its product PDCD10 and GCKIII kinases associated 1 (gene Pgcka1). The record is from RefSeq and is a predicted model, not a curated record. Lineage: Eukaryota; Metazoa; Chordata; Mammalia; Rodentia; Cricetidae.